GAGCACUUUGGCGGGAGCGCGUUGUAGUCAUAGUUUGUUGUUGGGCGGUUUGUUGGUCAAGCGAUUAAAGAAUAUGAAGCAUGCCCCACGCUUUCGAAGCCGCCCCAAUGCGGUCACGGAUAGCACAUCAACAGCAGGAGCAACAACAACAAGUACACCGCCACCUUCACCUGUAUCAACCACAUCCGGAGGAGGAACUAAUCAAACCGUAAAGGGCGCUUGCAUCCCCACCACUCACGACGAUCCCCAGCGACCGCUCAGGUGCCUGGAAACACUUGCACAGAAAGCGGGCAUCAACUUCGACGAGGACUUUGCCAGUCCGUCCCAGUCGCCCAGCACCAAAACACGCGGAUCAGCCGGAACGCCACCUAUUAGGCGGCGCCACCCACUUCUGCCGUUAACGAGCAGCUCACCAAGAACUCCAAACUCAAAGCCGCGCGCCUUCAAGCUGGAGAAGUCACAGAGUCCCGCCCAACAAGUGGCGGCCGCCACCACGGCGCUCCAGAUCUCCCCCGAACAGCUGCAGCAGUUUUAUGCGACCAAUCCCUAUGCCAUCCAGGUGAAGCAAGAGUUCCCAACGCACACGGCUGGAGGAGGGAGCACAGAGCUGAAGCACGCAGCCAACAUUCUCGAUGUUCAGCAGCAGAUGCAAUUGCAGCAGCAGCUGUCCGAUGCUACUGGAGGGGGAGGAGCGGGAGGUGGAGCAUCGGGGAACGCAGGAGCAGCAGGAGGAGCACCCAGCCCAGCCAACUCCCAGCAGUCCACCGCUAUCAGCACUAUGUCACCGAUGCAGCUAGCGGCGACCACCGGAGGCGUGGGCGGGGACUGGUCGCAGGGAAGGGCAGUACAGCUGAUGCAGCCGUCGACCAGCUUCCUGUACCCGCAGAUGUUCGUGUCGGGCAAUGUGCUGCACUCAGGCGGCCUUGGCCAGCAGCCCAUCCAGGUGAUCACCGCUGGCAAGCCCUUCCAGGGGAACGGCCCCCAGAUGCUCACCACCACGACGCAGAACGCCAAGCAGAUGAUCGGCGGCCAGGCUGGAUUCGCGGGCGGCAACUACGCCACCUGUAUUCCCUCAAACCACAACCAGUCGCCUCAGACGCUGCUUAUCUCGCCGGUGAGUGUCAUCUCCCACUCGCCGCAGCAGCAGCAGAACUUGCUGCAGAUGGCCGCCGCCGCUCAGCAGCAGCAACAACUCACGCAGCAACAGCAGCAGCAGCUCACCCAGCAGCAACAGCUUACCCAGCAGCAACAACAACAGCAGCAACAGCUGACAGCUGCACUGGCCAAAGUGGGCGUGGAUGCGCAGGGCAAGCUGGCCCAGAAAGUGGUUCAAAAGGUGACGACCACCAGCAGCACAGUGCAGGCGGCGACCGGGCCGGGAUCCGCUGGGACUACACAGGCGCAGCAGGUGCAGCAGGUCCAACAACAGCAGCAGCAGACCACCCAAACCACCCAGCAGUGCGUCCAGGUCUCGCAGUCGACGUUACCAGUGGGGGUGGGCGCCCAGUCCGUGCAGACUGCCCAACUCCUGAACGCGGGCCAGGCGCAACAAAUGCAGAUCCCCUGGUUCUGGCAGAAUGCGGCAGGGUUACAGCCCUUCGGAUCGAACCAGAUCAUACUGCGCAACCAACCGGAUGGGACGCAGAGCAUGUUCAUCCAACAGCAGCCGACGACGCAGACCCUGCAGACGCAGCAAAACCAGAUAAUCCAGUGCAAUGUGACCCAAACUCCGACCAAGGCACGCACUCAACUGGACGCACUUGCUCCCAAGCAGCAACAGCCGCAACAAGCAGGAUCCACAAACCAGACGCAGCAGCAGCAGCUGGCUGUGGCUACUGCCCAGUUGCAGCAACAGCAGCAACAGCAGCAACAGCUCACGGCAGCUGCUCUGCAGCGGCCAGGAGCCCCGAUCAUGCCUCACAAUGGAACUCAAGUGCGGCCGGCCAGCUCUGUGUCCACGCAGACGGCCCAGAAUCAGAGCCUGCUGAAGGCCAAGAUGCGCAACAAGCAGCAGCCGGUGCGACCCGCAUUACCCACCUUGAAAACGGAGAAUGGUCAGGUCGCGGGCCAGAACAAGGUGGUGGGUCACUUGACCACCGUGCAGCAGCAACAACAGGCGACUAACCUCCAGCAGGUGGUCAAUGCGGCAGGCAACAAAAUGGUUGUGAUGAGCACUACGGGCGCUCCCAUCACCCUCCAGAAUGGACAAACACUUAAUGCAGCCACUACGGCAGGAGUGGACAAACAGCAACAGUUGCAGCUGAUUCAGAUUCAGAAGCAGCAGAUGUUCCAGCAGCAAAUGUUCCAGCAGCAAAUUGCUGCUAUUCAGAUGCAGCAGCAGGCGGCAGUUCAGGCGCAGCAACAACAGCAGCAGCAGCAGCAGCAAGUCUCGCAGCAGCAGCAGGUGAACGCCCAGCAACAGCAAGCGGUAGCGCAGCAGCAGCAGGCGGUGGCGCAGGCUCAGCAACAGCAAAGGGAGCAGCAACAGCAAGUGGCCCAAGCGCAGGCGCAGCAGCAGCAGGCGCUGGCUAACGCGACUCAGCAGAUCCUGCAGGUGGCUCCCAGCCAAUUCAUCACAUCUCACCAGCAACAGCAGCAACUGCACAACCAACUGAUACAGCAGCAACUGCAGCAACAGGCGCAGGCACAGGUGCAGGCCCAAGCGCAGCAGCGGGAGCAGCAGCAGCAGAAUAUCAUCCAGCAGAUUGUGGUCCAGCAGUCGGGUGGCGCUACUGCCCAACAGCAGCAGCAAUCACAACAGCAAUCCGGACAGCUGCAGCUGAGCAGCGUGCCCUUCUCGGUUUCAUCGACAACGACCCCAGCCGGAAUAGCCACCUCCACUGCCCUGCAGGCGGCUCUCUCCGCCUCUGGCGCCAUUUUCCAGUCGGCCAAGCCCGGCACCUGCAGUUCCUCCCUCCCCACCAGCAGUGUGGUCACAAUUACCAACCAGAGCACCACUCCGCUGGUCACCAGCAGCACGAUGGCCAGUCUGCAGCAGGCGCAUGCCCAAGCUCAGCUCCAGCAGCAGCAGCAACAACAGCAGCAACAACAGCAGCAGCAGCUAAUCACGGCCACCAUUGCAGCAGCAACUCAACAGCAGCAGCAGGGACCCCCUUCACUUACGCCCACCACGCCCUCACCAACCACGAAUCCCAUCCUGGCCAUGACCUCGAUGAUGAAUGCCACGGUGGGGCACCUCUCUACGGCUCCGCCUGUGACUGUUUCUGUGACUAGCACCGCUAUCACUCCUUCGCCGGGUCAGCUGGUCACGCUCAGCAGUGCUGGCAGCGGAGGGGGAGGAAGCUUUGUAUCCACGCCCUCCAAGGAGACACCAACAAAGAUGCCCACAGCCACCCUGGUGCCCAUUGAUUCGCCCAUUGCUCCUGCAUCUGGACAUGAUACCUGCACCACACCCAAAUCCUCCACUUCUGCUAGUGUCAGUGCAUCCGUAGAGGCCAGCAGUUCCACGAAUGACGCUCUGCCCAACGGAGAGAACACAGAUCGGGCUUCCACGCCCUCCAAGGUCCCCACCACUCCCACCAGCAAGCAAAGCAAUGCGGUGCUGCCGACGAGCAGCAGCACCACUCCCAGCACUGCCAGUGGAAAGGAAGAACACAAGGUGGCUACCUCCGUCAGCUCCACGUCCGCAACAUCAACGCCAACCACGACAACGAUCAGCAAUGGGAUCGGGAUAGCCAGAACAACAUCAAGUACCGCUUCCAGUACAACGGCUAGCACAACCACCACCAGCUGCAGCACUUUAACCACGAGUUGUACCAGCACCACCACAACUACUACGACGAGCAUCAGCAAUGGAGCUAAAGAUCUGCCCAAGGCGAUGAUAAAGCCGAAUGUUCUAACCCACGUCAUCGGUGAUUUCAUCAUUCAAGAGUCCAACGAACCAUUUCCGGUCACCAGACAGCGAUAUGCGGACAAGGACGUCAGCGAUGAGCCGCCAAAGAAAAAGGCAGCCAUGCAGGAGGACAUCAAGCCGAGUGGAAUAGCAUCAGCUCCAGCCUCGGACAUGGUUGCUUGCGAACAGUGCGGAAAACUGGAACACAAAACGAAACUCAAGCGGAAGCGCUUCUGCUCGCCGGGAUGCGCCAAGCAAGCCAAGAACGGCAUCGGAGGAGUUGGAACAGGAGAGAUAAACGGCCUGGGCACGGGUGGCAUCGUAGGCGUGGACGCCAUGGCAUUGGUAGACAAACUGGACGAGGCCAUGGCCGAGGAGAAGAUGCAGACGGAGGCCAUGCAAGCGAUGUGCGAAACCCUGCCCAUUCAGUCGGCUCCAACGGAGGUGGCACCGAUGACAAUGCCAGUAUUAGCGGCCAUUCCGGCCUCUUCGCCUAUUUCAUUACCCAUGGCAUUGUCAUUGCCAGUUGCAAUUGCUGUUCCUGCACCACUGCCAGUGGCUCCAGCUGGAGAAAUCACUCCUGCGGUAACCCUACCAUCAAGUAAUGUGAAUGGAUCGGAUCGCCCGCCUAUCAGCAGCUGGAGUGUGGAGGAGGUCAGCAACUUCAUCCGGGAACUGCCUGGGUGUCAGGAUUACGUGGACGACUUUAUCCAACAGGAAAUCGACGGCCAGGCGCUGCUGCUGCUUAAGGAGAACCAUCUAGUGCACGCCAUGGGCAUGAAGUUGGGCCCAGCCCUUAAAAUAGUGGCCAAGGUGGAGUCCAUGAAGGAGGUGCCGCCGCCAGGCGAUACGAAGGAUGCGGCGGCGGGUGGAGCGCAAUAGUGUCAGCAAAAUGAGCCAGGUGAAAUGAUGCCGUCGCCCUCGUAUUCGAUUACCCCGCCGCCGUACUCGCCGGUGGGUCCUGGUACGGACAGGCAAGCCGCUCAAACUCCAACUCCGACUCUUACUCCCACUCCCGCUGCUGCCAGCACUCCGCCGGAGUCUGAGGACAGCAGCGGGGGCAGUCACCUGUGCUUCGACCUGACCACGCGCCUAUGCCACGACCUUAGGCUGGAGGAGGAGCCAUAGCUCUGGACCGGGUCCAACCAGGUCCGUCGCCCGAGCUGAAUCUGAUUCGCUUGAAGCGGGCUGUAGACUUUUUGUACGUAAAUCUAGAUUUAACUAGAGGGGUGUUGUCGUAGCUCAAGUAAAAGGCCGCCGCAUGUAUGAUAAAGCAUAGACUGUUGUCCCAGUCAUCAAUUCAUCAAUUCAUCAAUCAACUUGUAUAGAACUUCACCACUACACCUAAGCGCUAACGUAUAUGUUUAAACGUUGUUAAUCACUACACAACACCCCAUGGGAAGAGCGUUUAAGAAUCACUUAAACUAGAGGUAAGCUGGGAAUAUAUUUACACAUUUAGCAUUAAAACUUACGCCUGAAGUAAUUCCUAAGUGAAACUGAAUUGAGAACGACAACUGAAAAUUUAAUUUAUUGACUUAUUGAGCGCAUAACGAGCAGCGUUCGCAGGAAUUCUGGCCGGCAUGGCUAGGCUCCGAAUAAACAGGCGAACCCUGCGAGUUUGCAAGAACCUUCUAUUUUUUUUUAAUUUUUAAAAUUGCUAGUUACAUAAUUUAGGUUUAAUUCCCAUAAAAUCUGUCACCUUAUGGGUGUUUUAAUACAACUCUUAAUAGUGACAGCGAGCUCUCAAUAAAAUAAUACAUUUAUUUUGGCUUGAGUUUACGAAUAGAACCAUUUGGGUUCCAACAAAUGAACGACUGUAUCUACAAAUUCACCUUAGUUUAUACAUACAUACUGAACAAAAUAAAACCUGUCACUGUCAACUGUUUUAAAUGAA
Molecule: messenger RNA, 5747 nt
Organism: Drosophila rhopaloa
Lineage: Eukaryota; Metazoa; Arthropoda; Insecta; Diptera; Drosophilidae
Product: polyhomeotic-proximal chromatin protein
Exons: 5
Coding region: 74-4735 (1553 amino acids)
Cellular component (GO): nucleus
Molecular function (GO): zinc ion binding; protein binding
Source: RefSeq, a predicted model, not a curated record